CGUCCAAUCAGAGGUGAGGAAGCUGACGCGACUUCCGGUUCAGCUCUUCCGUGUACAGCUAAUCAGCUGACUGACAGCCAUGCGGUUCCGUUUCUGUGGAGAUUUGGACUGCCCGGACUGGGUACUCGCUGAAAUUAGCACAUUAGCGAAGCUUUCGAGUGUUAAGAUGAAACUCCUCUGUGCUCAAGUGCUGAAGGAUUUGCUCGGGGAUGGCAUUGAUUAUGACAAGGUUGCAAAGCUUACUGCAGAUGCAAAGUUUGAGAGUGGAGACAUUAAAGCCAGCGUGGCGGUGCUCAGCUUCAUUUUCUCCAGUGCAGCGAAGCACGAUGUUGACAGUGAAUCUCUGUCCAGUGAGCUGCAGCAGCUCGGUCUGCCUAAAGAACACACGACAGGUCUCUGUAAAUCAUACGAAGACAAGCACUCUGCACUGCAAGGCAAACUGAGAGAGACGAGCCUGAGGUUGGGCAGUCUGGAGGCUGUGUCAUGGCGCAUCGACUACACUCUGAGCUCCAGUGAACUGAGGGAGGUGAAUGAACCUGUGAUUCAGCUGAAACUGCAGGCGCAAGGAGCAGAGUCAGGCUCCUCAGAGACGACCGUUGUUUCCAUUUCCGCCAACAAGUUCAGAGUAUUGCUGGCAGAGCUCAAACAAGCCCAAGCGAGGAUGAAUGCACUACAAUGAGGAGAGGAAAAUGAAGUAUGAACUUGAGAGCUGGACACAAAUGAUGCUGAUAGCUGCCAAAAGUGCCAUUUUUAUAUCUUGUACAGUUUAAGUUCAUGUAUGAAUUUAGUCAUUUCAAAAUUCAUUUGAAUUUCUCAUUCCUUAUUUGUAUUGACUGAUAUUUAGUUGUAUUUUUUUUCCACAUAAGUGUUAAAUAAUUGAUAGAAAUGUUUCCAGGCUGAACAAGAAUACUGAAUGGUGCAUUUUUGUAAAAUAUUGUAAAUGAAUUCACAUAAUGUGAUUUGAAUUAUGUUAAUUAUUUGUGUUUUACCUUUCUAUGCUCAUAAAUAACAAAAUAAAACGUAAAACACGAAGAUA
This is a messenger RNA of Epinephelus moara (kelp grouper), 1036 nucleotides long. It is a transcript of the gene commd4, whose product is annotated as COMM domain containing 4. The record is from RefSeq and is a predicted model, not a curated record. The transcript has 8 exons. Bases 80 to 679 code for a protein of 199 amino acids. Lineage: Eukaryota; Metazoa; Chordata; Actinopteri; Perciformes; Serranidae.